Molecule: messenger RNA, 1103 nt
Organism: Drosophila innubila
Lineage: Eukaryota; Metazoa; Arthropoda; Insecta; Diptera; Drosophilidae
Exons: 2
Coding region: 62-967 (301 amino acids)
Molecular function (GO): acyltransferase activity, transferring groups other than amino-acyl groups
Source: RefSeq, a predicted model, not a curated record
AUGACCAACCGAAGACAGACGGAUUUCGGCAUUGUGAGUGUAAUCAGCGUUUUAAAUCAAAAUGAGCGGUAAGGAUAUCGAUAUAUUGCGCGAGCUUAACGAUAAUGAAGUUGAUGAGUUGAUGCAGUUGUAUGACAACAAAUACGGUCCACUUAACUUCCACUAUUUGUUGUUGUACAACCAACGUAAAUGGGAUCGGCAGUUGGAGGCGGCAGGGAUUUCCAAGGAUGACAAAGCUUACAUAUCGAUGCGCAAACGAUUCUAUACGCAUCGGAAAGGGGAUUUCCGAAAAUUUGGCACUUAUGUGAGUCUACACAAGGAUAUCGUGCAGAGUGUCUCAUUCUUCAGCUGGCAAUCGGAGGAGUCGCAGGAGUUGUUCGAAUGCCUGAAGCAAACCGAACGCAUUGAAUGGGCAUCGGGUGCAUUGCUCACCAAUGUUGAUUUGAACUUUUGCGCACGUGUCAAGGAUCUGGCCAUGCGAAAGGGAGCGGGGGGCAUCCAGGCACGCGAAUGUUUUGGCAUGGUGUUGCCACACGACGAGGCGCGAUCCGUUAACGUGCCCGAUUUGUUAUCGGACUUUGAACUGCGAGCGCUUAACGAUAACGAUGCGCAAACUGUGCAUACGAUUUGGCCUAACAAAGGCGAAGGAUCUCUUGAGUAUCUACGUGCGCUAAUCAGAUUCAAUAGGACACUCGGCGCCUGUCGGAGCGACACUGGCGAACUGAUCGCCUGGAUACUUCAAAACGAUUUCUCAGGAUUAGGAAUGCUGCAGGUGCUGCCCAAGGUGGAACGUCGUGGUCUAGGCGGACUCCUGGCUGCCGCGAUGACCAAGCGGAUUGCCAAGGGGGAACAGGUGACGCUCACCGCAUGGAUUGUGACCAGCAAUUGGCGUUCGGAGGCGCUGCUCUCUCGGAUUGGCUACCGCAAAGGUAUCGUCAACGAGUGGAUUAAACUGUUGCCCGCCUAAAAUAUAUAUUGUUCUAUACAUAUAUAUACACUUGUAUUGUUGAUCCUAAGGUGUUGGUUUGUGGUUGCAUGAAUGGGCACUUGGACGGGGUAAAAUAAAAGUCAAAUCAUUUGCAUAGUACGUAAGUACAAACAUA